Molecule: messenger RNA, 315 nt
Organism: Ustilaginoidea virens
Lineage: Eukaryota; Fungi; Ascomycota; Sordariomycetes; Hypocreales; Clavicipitaceae
Exons: 2
Coding region: 1-315 (104 amino acids)
Source: RefSeq, a predicted model, not a curated record
AUGCCCAUCCUCGCAUUUGUUUUUUUGGCCUCGGUGACCGAUGAACUUUACAAAUAUGCCUCGAGCUGGUGUCUUUUCUUUUCAAGGGCCAGUAUUAUUGCCGGGCACGGUCUAGCUUCGAGCAACUGUCCGCAUGUAGACGGCCUUGCUUUGGCGCUCUACCAGAUUUUAAAAUCUCUCAUUAAGCUGACAAGAGUUUUACAGAAACGAGACAAUCAUCGCCCUGCUCACGCAUUGACAACAAAACUGCCUUUUCGCAGUCAAAUAUGGCUUUGGAAUUUCGACCCUGGCGCAAAAUCCCCUCAUGAAUGUUGA